CAUAAAUCAACGUUCCACCAUGCCACUUUCAAACCCUUUUCUUUAUUAUAGCUACACAACUAUAGAACAACAAUAUUGCUGCGCUGGCUCCUUCCCUCCCUUAAUUUCACCUUCAAUUUCUUAUUAGUAUAUAUUUUAAACUUUGCUAGAUUGUUUCCUAAACACACAACACUCUCUUAUUUUCCCCUCUGCUUGUAGAAAGCAGAAGGGCGAAAUAUUUCGUUAAUUUAGUUAAUUAUUUCCCUUUCGUUCUCCAUAGUCCAUAAUCUCUCUCUCCACAUAACACGAUGGCUGAAAAUUCUAUGAUCAUUAGCAUUGACCAAAAAGCAAUGGUUACCCCUCAUGAAGAACCUAAUUAUAACAUCACUCGUUCUUCCCUCAAGAAUUCCAUGAGGCCGAAGAACUUCUUCAAGGUGGCGCUGUUCAUGAUGCGAGGGCGUUCUCGUAAAUCCAAAAUGCUCGCUGUGGAUGACGAGUCCAAGAGCAUAUGGAGGAAGCUCGUGGGGUCCAUGAGGCCAUUGCACCUACAAAGCAACCAUGACGAUGAUAAUAAUAAUAACGUUAAUCCUCAUCAAUCUAAAAUGAUGAAGACUACCUCGGCGCCGUCUGAAAACGGCGACGAUAGUUUUGACUCUGCAACGGAGUUUGGAAACUCGUCGUCUCCGGCUAGUAGCCGUUAUGCCUCGGCCGUUGGGUUAAACGAAAUGGUGCAGGAGGAGGAGGAGAAUGAGAAGAUUAAUAAUAAUGAUGGGGAGGGGGAUGAGAUGAUUGAUGCCAAGGCUGAAGAGUUCAUUGCUCAAUUUUACCAUCAAAUGAGGUUGCAGCGUUUGGAUGUCAUGGAUCAUCAUUACCAAGAGAUAAGCAUGAGGUCCUUAGGCUUAUGAUUAGCUUCAUCGUGCUUCCUUCACCUCUAAUUAUGCAAUCCUAUGACCUAUGCAUGCAUGCAUGGAUGGCUUUAACGGAAAAUUUCUUUUUCUUUUUGUUUCCUUUUUUGGUAGAAAUAUACGGGACUAUAAAAAUUACCCUUCUCAAUGCAUAGAAGAGGUAUGUAUGCAUUUAUGAUUAUAAAAAAAAUAAUGCAUACAUAAAGGUUGAACAACGAAGGAAAUGAGUUUUCAGCUAACUAAGUACUUGUUUGGUUUACCGAUUGAAAUUUUGCAUCCUACCUAAUCCAAUGGGUAAAAGCAAAAUAAAAUAAAAGAGUUCUUAAUCUUUUUCAGAAACAUGUUUGCCUAAAAAAUAUUUUUUCACCUGAUUUUCAAACAUUGCUUGUCCUUAUUGUGAUGUUAGGGAGAAGAACGAAGUUAUAUGUGACAAUUAACUAUUUG
Molecule: messenger RNA, 1328 nt
Organism: Glycine soja
Lineage: Eukaryota; Viridiplantae; Streptophyta; Magnoliopsida; Fabales; Fabaceae
Exons: 1
Coding region: 288-884 (198 amino acids)
Source: RefSeq, a predicted model, not a curated record